Polyodon spathula (Mississippi paddlefish) is the source of this 1645-nucleotide messenger RNA. RefSeq names its product protein yippee-like 5. The record is from RefSeq and is a predicted model, not a curated record. Lineage: Eukaryota; Metazoa; Chordata; Actinopteri; Acipenseriformes; Polyodontidae. The transcript is spliced from 3 exons. Bases 138 to 503 code for a protein of 121 amino acids.
GUUAUCGAGACAGCAGGAACAGCUGAGAGCACACAACACAACAAGCCACCGACAGCCAGAGCUACGCAAUAGUGUUUGACACAACAAUACAAAAGACGUUAGAGGUUUGUUCCAGUGCUGACCAUUUACCUGAAGUGAUGGGGAGGAUUUUUCUGGACCACAUUGGCGGAACGCGCCUGUUCUCCUGUGCGAACUGCGACACCAUCCUGACGAACCGAUCCGAGCUGAUCUCCACGCGCUUCACCGGGGCCACAGGCAGAGCGUUCCUCUUCAACAAGGUGGUGAAUCUGCAAUACAGUGAGGUGCAGGAUCGAGUCAUGCUCACAGGCAGACACAUGGUGCGGGACGUCAGCUGUAAGAACUGCAACAGCAAGCUGGGCUGGAUAUAUGAGUUUGCGACGGAAGACAGCCAGCGCUACAAGGAGGGGCGUGUGAUCCUGGAGAGGGCGCUAGUGAGGGAGAGUGAGGGAUUCGAAGAGCAUGUUCCUUCUGACAGCUCCUGAGGGGCCUUUCCUACACACAUGCACCCCUCGGGGGGGGGGGGGGGGGUCAGCCAGUAAUACACAAUCCCACAAACAAACAAGCAAGCAACACUGUUCAUACUGUGGUCUGUAACCUUUUCAUCACUGAGCGAGAGAUUGAGAAAGAGAUCACUCACCAACAACAAUCACUCUGUUCAUAUGCUGUACACUGUCAUCUUAGUGCCCAGAGUCUGUUGUCUUGCACUUCUACCAUAGUAAGACGCUAGAAGCAAGUUGAGGAGCACAAAUCUUUAAAAGUAAUAAUAAUUAGCAAAGUGUUAAAGAUUGAGACCAGGGAGUUAAUGCUUAGUCCAAGACGACACGGACAAAUUUGUUGAACUUGACCUGGAUUUUACUGGUUUUGACUAAUUCAGGUGGAUGGGGGUUCGGUUCAGUUCAGUUCUGUGCAAUGCAGUACAAUGCAGAGUUGCACCUGCUUCACAAAAUCUCUGAAAAACGUGACAACUAUCGUUUUGUGAUUGUGCUCUUCGAUUUGAAAAACGCUGUAAUGUAAAAAGUAUUAUAUACAGUAUUAGACUCAUGAAUUUAUUUUGUUUGUGUUUGUAUACAAUGAAAAUCAGCUGCAAGUGAAGAGAUGAUUGACAUAGCAAUGCUAAUAGUAAUAAUAAUCUUUUUUCUUUUAAAUUGAUUAAUAUUUGAUAUUAUUAAUAUUUGAUAUGAUUUUCAUCCUUGUAGCGUACAGAAAAUUAAAGAUUUAAAGAAGGGAGAUUUAUGAUGGGGAAUGUGAAAGGGGUUUGCUUUUGGUUUUGUGUGAUUUAAAAAAUAAAAAAAACUAAAAGGUAAACAAAAAGACAUUUAGGAACAACAUUUGUUUCUUCCUGUCUUUCUCUGUUGCUGUUUAUUUAUUCAGUUUUUUUAAUUGUCUAUUUUCUUUGCACAAGCAUUCACACAUACCAAGCACCUACUCGAGCUAACACACAGUGGAUGUUUGUUUGUAUGCCUAUUUGUCAGUCAGUCUGUCUGUUUAAAUGUCUUGUCUAUUUAGAUGCAUAGAUCUUGUUAGCAUUGCCUGAUUGCUCAAGGUCCAUUGUUGUUGUGACUUCUGCUGGCCCUGCUUGUGCCAUUUCCAUGCAAGAGGGGUGAGGGUCAUGCCUUUUUAUUAU